This is a messenger RNA of Fulvia fulva, 609 nucleotides long. Its product is annotated as Translocator. The transcript is spliced from 2 exons. Bases 1 to 609 code for a protein of 202 amino acids. NCBI's taxonomy places the organism in Eukaryota, Fungi, Ascomycota, Dothideomycetes, Mycosphaerellales, Mycosphaerellaceae. Gene Ontology annotation, cellular component: mitochondrial outer membrane. The record is from RefSeq and is a predicted model, not a curated record.
AUGAUGACCUACAUCCCCUCCCUGACGUUGCCGUCGAUCCUGUUCGAGCAGCCCGCCGCAGCCAUACUCCUUCCCAUCGCCGCAGGCACUGCUGUAGGCUUCGCGACUCGGCCAAAAGACACCCAAAAGACAUAUCUGGCGCUGAGGCAACCACCUCUCCGUCCGCCCCCGUGGGUGUUUGGACCCGCCUGGACCACGCUCUAUGGCUUGAUGGGAUACUCCGCAUAUCGUGCGUGGUCAACUGCAUCAAGCAGCAUUGACCCUAGCAAAGUAGCAUUGGCCAAGCACGGCGCGACCCUCUACACGAUCCAGUUGGGGCUUAACCUGGUCUGGAUGCCACUGUUCUUCGGCCUCAAGCGACCCAUCGAAGCUGCCGUCGACAUCGUCACUCUGACUGGUGUCGUUGGCUAUCUGGCAUACAUCUGGGGCCAAGUCGACGAAGUAUCAGGCUGGUGUCUGGCACCGUAUCUCGGAUGGCUGGCAUUUGCCAAUUACCUCACAUUCGGCGUUGGCUACCUGAACGACUGGGACUUCAGCAACAAGGAGGCGAGGCGGCCAGCGGGAGGCAAGGACAGUACCUUCAACACCGAAACGUCAAAGAACAGAUGA